This is a messenger RNA of Culicoides brevitarsis, 1304 nucleotides long. Its product is annotated as LETM1 domain-containing protein 1. Gene Ontology annotation, molecular function: ribosome binding. Bases 152 to 1258 code for a protein of 368 amino acids. Lineage: Eukaryota; Metazoa; Arthropoda; Insecta; Diptera; Ceratopogonidae. Gene Ontology annotation, cellular component: mitochondrial inner membrane. The transcript is spliced from 4 exons. The record is from RefSeq and is a predicted model, not a curated record.
UCAUUUUUAUAGAUCCUUUUUCAUUUCAAUAUUUAUUUACACUUUAUCUUUACGGAAACUUUAUUGAACAGAAUCCUUUAAAUAUUUAAAAAACAAAUAUUAAAUAAAAUGAUGAUAUGAUAUUUUAUAUCCCACAUUUGCUCUCAGAAAGAUGUCACUUAAAAUUAUACAAAAUUACGCAAAACAGGCAGUCAACAUUAAUCGAACGUUAAUACAUGGUGCAAUUACACAACAUGAUUGCCGAUUCUUUGCUAGUACACCAAAAGACAAAGUGGAGACGAAAAUAUCAAGUUAUAGUGAAAUCAAUGAAGUUGGACGAAGUAACGUUCGAGGAUAUUUUUUUGGGAAGUUUUUCGAUUAUGUUCAGAAUUAUGAUAAAAUUAUCGAAAAACGAUUUCCUGGUGCCAUGCAAGUGUAUCGUGUUUUUAUGACAGGUGUAAGGGAAUUUGUUAAAGAUAUGAUACGUUUCUUAAAAAUAACAAAAAUAGCAAAUAAUUCAGAACUAGGACUUAGAGCACUGAAUCGCAGUGAAAUCGAAUGUUAUUAUUAUUUACCAAAGGACAUGUUCAAAAUAGCACCUACAUUAUUAAUAUCGGCAUUGCCCUUAGCAAAUUACGUAGUUUUUCCUAUUGCAUACAUGUAUCCACGAACAUUUUUGACCUCCCAUUUUUGGACUGAAAAACAAAAGAAUGAUUUCAGGAUAGCUUAUCUAAGAGAAAGACUUAUUUACAACAAACCGGUUUUUCGUUUACUGCAAGCUAGAUUGGACGUUUUGAAAAAAACGAACGAUACAAAAUUAGAACAUGCAAAAAUGAAGUCCGUUUUAGAUUACCUAGGUAGUGGAACACAUCCUUCACCAGAAGAAAUAAUAAGAUUGAAGACGAUUUUUACAAAGAAGCCUUUUAAUUUAGAAUCCCUUACCUCUAGACAUUUAACCUAUUUAUGUUAUCUAUACAGCUUACACACAUGGGCAGGAAAAAGAGGACGAUUGAGCGAACGUUCGUACCUUAUUCAUCAUAUGGACUUGGCUAUUGAUCGUGAAGGUGGAGCUCAUAAUAUGAACGAAGAUUCUUUACGACAUUCGUGCUUUUUGCGUGGGUUGAAUCCAACAAACCUAACCAAAGAAGAAAUGACCGACUAUUUAAAAAAAUGGGUUUUAGUAUCUAAUGAAGUAGAUGGUGAAUGUGUUAGUUUAUAUUUGCAUUUGCCGAUAUUUUUGGCAUACAACCAUCCUAAUAAUUGGAAAUUGAUACAUUAACAUGAAUAAAAUAAUUCUUUUGGAUCCGCAUUUUUAUUUAUAUAUU